CUACAGCAGAGUCUCUUGAUACUUUCACUGGCACAAUUCUGACUCAGAAUGAUGAAGUUCACCGCAUCUGCCUUCAUGCUCCUGAUCUGCACAGCUGCACUGCAGUCAACAAAAGAGGGUAGACCUAAACGCACCCCUCUACGCUGUCAGUGCCUUAAAACAUAUUCAGGGAGACCAAUCUCAGGCAAAGUAAUACUGUCAGUGAUGGUGAUUCCUGCUGGACAACUGUGCAAAAAUGAUGAGAUCAUUGCUACACUGAAGAAUGGAAAGACAUGUCUCAAUCCUGCUGACGACUGGGUGAUUUCUCUAAAGGAAAAGUAA
Carassius gibelio (silver crucian carp) is the source of this 321-nucleotide messenger RNA. RefSeq names its product interleukin-8-like. Bases 49 to 321 code for a protein of 90 amino acids. Lineage: Eukaryota; Metazoa; Chordata; Actinopteri; Cypriniformes; Cyprinidae. Gene Ontology annotation, molecular function: CXCR chemokine receptor binding; chemokine activity. Gene Ontology annotation, cellular component: extracellular region. Gene Ontology annotation, biological process: cellular response to lipopolysaccharide; antimicrobial humoral immune response mediated by antimicrobial peptide; neutrophil chemotaxis. The transcript is spliced from 3 exons. The record is from RefSeq and is a predicted model, not a curated record.